Molecule: messenger RNA, 3786 nt
Organism: Angiostrongylus costaricensis
Lineage: Eukaryota; Metazoa; Nematoda; Chromadorea; Rhabditida; Metastrongylidae
Source: the annotation of a GenBank genome assembly
AUGAACGUGACGGCGACUGAUGAUUAUUGUAAGAGCUUGAUAGAUGUGUCAAUCAGGAUGGGGGGUGGUGAUUUGUUCAAGGGCAAAGCUAGCGGUAACAAAUGGGCAUUGUAUAUGCGAAGUUUCAUCCAGAAAACUUUGUUUUCCUUGGGGAACAAAGUGCAUGCAAAUGCUGCUACCGUUAUUGUUACCGUGUUGAUGAUGUUUUCGAUCUGUUGCUAUGGUUUACAGUUCGUCCAUAUCGAAACAGAUAUUGUAAAGCUGUGGGUAGCCAAAGGUGGUCGUCUUGAUGAGGAGCUGAAUUUCCUGUCACGGAUACAGUCGACGAUGAAUGACAAUGAAUCGAACGCUGGAGUAGAAAUCGUUCGUGAAAACGGACUCGGAGGUGGUUACCAGGUGGUGAUUCAGACACCCGAAUACGCCGGUCAGAACAUCUUGGAUCGAGAUCCAUUGCUGAAACAUGUGGACACGAUGCGAGAGAUAGCUAAUUUCAGUAUCGAACUGCAUAAUGUCACAUGGUCGUUGUCCGAUAUCUGUUUCAAGCCGGCUCCACCUGAACUGGAUGGUAUGGCUGCCGACAUGUCUGAUGUUAUUGAGAGAAUAGUACCAUGCAUUUGGAUCACGCCGAUCGACUGCUUUUGGGAGGGAGCGAAAGCGCUAGGACCGCAUCCGCCGAUUCCCACUAACGAUUUGUCAUUGUUGGCUUUGUUGAAGUCGAUUCCGAAUAGGAAGUUCAUCCAGUGGACAUAUUUUGAUCCAAUGGAAGCUGGUGUCGGGCAUGGUUACCUUGAUCGAUAUUGCAUAAACCCUCUAGAUCCAGAGUGUCCGAAAUUGGCGCCAAAUUACUACGACGUAUGUCCGAUGUUGGACACUUUCCGCAACUAUGCGCAUAAAAAUAACAUCACUCUGGAAGCGGAUGAUUUCUCUAACGAUGCGUAUGAGUUCGAUCUGCUGUCAUUAUUUGAUUUUGGUAGCAGAAGGCGGAAAAGGAGUCACGUGGCAGAGAAACCAGAGUCACCAGCUACAAAUGGAACGGAAGAUGAGGAGUUAUCGGAAAUAGAGUCGGUUACCUUGGAUUCGCUUGUUCAAACAGAACAUAAAAAGACGAGAGCUGUUCCUACAGAUUGCAACGCAUAUCGUGGGCCAAUGAUGCGGUGGAUGUUCGCCAAUCCUGACAGGUGGUCUGAAUUUCUUGACCAUUCUCAGUAUCCUGUUUUCCCCGACUACGCUGGUGUGAUGUCGGGUGGAUGCCCUGGUUUUGCAAAAGGUGUUCUUCAUUGGCCAGAAGAUAUGAUACUAGGCGGAGUGAAGCGGUCAGCCAAUGGAAUGAGAAUGGAAUCAGCAGAAGCGCUACAAAGCGUAUUUCUUGUCGCUAGUCCAAAUGAUGUGUUUCUGAGGUAUAAACAGAAAAGUGAUAGUACAGCGCCAAAACCAGAACUGGAGCAAUCCACUUGGAGUGAGCAGCUCGCUAAAGAGGUCAUCCAGCAAUGGCAGAGAAAUUUCACUCGCAUGCUGUACAAACAUCCUGCGAACUUCGACAAAGAGGGUCUUGAACGCCGUACAAUUCAUCCGUUGGCAUCGACGUCAAUUGCCGACAUGUUACAAGAGUUUUGCCAAUUUAACUACAAAAUUAUUUUUGUUGGAUACGGUCUAAUGCUUCUGUAUGCAAUUUUCACGCAAAUGAAACGUGACGGUUGUCUACCAUCAUCUCAGUCCUGCAUGGGUCUUGCAUUGGCUGGUGUGUUGACUGUGACAUUUGCCUCAAUCUCCGGACUUGGGUUAGCCACGUGGUUCGGUAUUGAAUUCAACGCUGCCACAACACAGAUUGUACCAUUUCUCACACUCGGCAUCGGUGUGGACAAUAUGUUUAUGCUUUUACAUAACUACCACGAUGUGAUGUCACUCACGAAUCAGCACGAAAUUGGCAUUUUGAUGCGGGAGACGGGAAUGUCCAUUCUCUGCACUUCCAUCAAUAACAUAUUGUCAUUCCUUGCUGGGACUAUGCUUCCCAUUCCGGCAUUGCGUUCUUUCUGUGCUCAAAGUUCUAUACUACUUACUUUUAACUUUAUCGCCAUUUUAACAUUGUACCCUGCAAUAAUAUCUAUUGAUCUUCGACGAAGGAAAGCCGGAAUGAGAGACUUAAUCUGUUGGGUCCGUGGUGAAAGUAGAGAAGAAGCGUACUCGAUGAUAACGAAGCCUCACAUUCAGAUGAAGACAACAAUUGGCGAACCAAUUAUGCGCAUGCCGUCGUAUAAAGAUUUGGAAGAGGAGCCGGAACCGGAACCAUUCUCACUGCAUUCACUUAUACGAAACUACUAUAUUCCUUUCAUUAAUAGGAAAUGUGUAAAGACCGUUGUAAUUAGCGGCUCGUUCGCGCUACUCAUGUUAGCUGUGUGUGGAAUGCGACAAGCGGCUAUUGGAUUGGAGCUCAGUGAUGUACUUCCAGAGCAUACAGCACCAGCUAAAUUUUUACAAGCACGGGAUAAGUACUUCAGUUUCUAUCCAAUGUUCGCUGUAAUCAAAGGUCCUCACAUAGACUAUGCUCGCCAACAGCACCAGAUUGACAAUUACCGUAAGGCGAUAGAUAAAGGGAUCUUUCUAGCAUCUUCAAAAUUCGUUAUCAAAACGAAGUUCGGUGAGCCUUCAGAAAAAUAUUGGUUAGGAAUGAUGCGUGACUGGUUGGCCAGUUUGCAAAAGGCAUACGACCAUGAAAUGGCACUUGGAAAGUUUAAUCUAACUGAUGGUGAACUGAAAGGUAACGUCAGCGAGGACGCACUGAUUGCACAUCGUCUGAUAUGUAGUGCUGGGAUGGUCUACCAGUGCGAAGGGAGGGUAGGUAGGAUACGGUUAGUUGACGAUAUGCAAACGAUCAACUACGAUGGUUUUUUCAAUUAUUUAACGGCUUGGUACAAUCAGGAUAACAUGAUGUACUAUGUUUCGCAAGCGUCCUUCUAUCCUGCACCUCCAAAAUGGUCGAUUUCGGACAAGAAUGCGCCAUUAUUGGUACCGCCAGCUGCACCACUGGCCUAUUCUCAAAUACCGUUCUACCUCACCGGUCUUACUGAUACCCCCGAUAUUCGAUCAACUUGUGAUCGCUUCGUUGAGCAGGGUCUUCCGAACUUUCCACAGGGUAUAGCAUUCACUUUUUGGGAACAGUACCUUCAUCUCAACGGUAACCUGUUAACGGCAAUAGGGCUCAUUGCAUUCGCUGUGUUUGUCGUCAUAUCUGUGUUGCUGUUUAAUCCAUGGGCUGCGUUUAAUGUUUUGGUGGUCCUUAUUGUGAUGACUGUCGAACUGGCUGGUUUCAUGGGUUGGGCUGGUGUGAAAAUGAAUCCAGUGUCAGCAGUUACUCUGAUUACUGCUGUAGGCAUUGGCGUGGAAUUCACUGCACAUGUCGUUUUAUCGUAUUUAACAUCUUUGGGAACAAGAUCGGAGAGAACAUCAAGUGCUAUUGAUCGUGUGUUUGUUCCGGUUAUUCAUGGAGCUUUGUCAACAUUGCUUGGUAUUAUUAUGCUUGGAUUCUCAGAAUUUGAGUUCGUUGUAAAGUACUUUUUCAUUGUAAUGUCUGCAUUGAUAGUGAUUGGUGUAAUUAAUGGUUUGAUCUUACUGCCGGUAUUGCUGUCGUUAACUGGAGCUCCUCAAGAGGUUUUCUCUUUGGAUGGGAAGGCGCAACUGAAUCUUCCGCCUCCAAUUCGUCGUCGGGAGACUGAAAUCGUUGAAGAGGAUGACGAAGUUCUUAUCAUGAUGCCACGUAGCGGCCAGCCGUUCCACAAUAUUGCGAUUUAG